AUGCAGCGGGACAACCAUUCGUUGGACUCCUUGGAGGAGGUUUUGGCGAUAAUUGGCCAAGACGAGGACGAGGAGGCCUAUUUCGCUUCUGUCUUGGAUGAUCUCGUAAGUUCAUGUUCUCAAAAUCCUCAAAAGCGCCUCUCAUCUGUUUACUAACAUCUCGUUACAGCCACCUACCGACGUGGAGGAUGUCCCUGCUGACCAAAACACCAGCAACGAGACCACCGAAGCCCGAUCUUUCGCCGGUGGAGAGUUGCCUGUUGCGGCCGCAGAGGCCAGUGUUGAUCUUUCUGGGGGCUUCAUUGCCCAAACUCCUCCAUUCCUUGGACACGACUCUUCUGCUGCUGGCGAGAACCUCUCGCAAACCCCUCCCCAACCUGCUCCUACCGGGUCCAAUGAGUAUGGCAUGGACAUGGGUGCGCCUCCUGGCCAACCCGGAGAAGUGCUCAUGGACUUAUGGGGCCGCCCUUACCUCGCACCCGUCUUUCGCAGUGGCGCCUCAAUGGCACACCCAGGGCAGUCUCGACUCCCUGAGGUUCCCUCACACGGAACCAGCUUCGGCAAUAUGUUCAGCCAAGCACCACCACUCGCCUCCUCCUCUCGCGCUCCUGCUCCUGCUCCCGCUGCCGCUCCCGCCGACCUCCCCGCCGAAUCUCCUCGUGCGUCUGCUGCCCCCGUCGUACCAGCCGGCACACCCUACCGAAAGGUAGAGGUUACGGACUGGGAGCUGAGACAAAUUCGGCCCAGUUACACCAACGCUCCCCAGUCGAGCAUCUUUGACGAAGGCCAGAAACCACCAAAGGCGAGGGGUCGACAAAACGUCGACCGAACCAAGCGAUUGGUUCGGUUGACAGAAGAGGAGUACGAGGAUCUUUGUGUUCGGGUUCGACAGAACCCAAAGAGCUACCGCAAACGAAAGUAG
This is a messenger RNA of Hymenoscyphus albidus, 922 nucleotides long. NCBI's taxonomy places the organism in Eukaryota, Fungi, Ascomycota, Leotiomycetes, Helotiales, Helotiaceae. The record is from the annotation of a GenBank genome assembly.